Molecule: messenger RNA, 1065 nt
Organism: Quercus robur (English oak)
Lineage: Eukaryota; Viridiplantae; Streptophyta; Magnoliopsida; Fagales; Fagaceae
Exons: 1
Coding region: 294-875 (193 amino acids)
Source: RefSeq, a predicted model, not a curated record
GAGUCACUAACAAAGUUUCAAUUUUGCAGGUGGCCUUGGCCCAAAAUUAGAGCUAUCAAAUGAGCAAUUCAAAGUGUCUCGUACAGCCUAAAACAAAGGAAUUACAACUAAAAUGCGACUCCAUCUCCUUUCAGAUUCUAGCCAUUUCAAUUUUUAAAAAAUAUUUUCUAUUAUCAAAAUCUUUCAAAUUUCAACUUUCAAAAUUUAUCAUCAACCUCACUUUCUUUUUUUCCCCUACUGUACACCUGCAUUUUUAGGCAUUACAACAUAUAUUUUCAUUUUCCUGCAUUUGCAUGCAAGUCAAUAUGACCCAAGAAGAGGCUCAAACGAAACCAGCAUGGUGGGUUUCCAAUAUCAAAUCUUUCUUCCACUUACCCAACCCAAGAAUCCUAACCCUCUUCAUCAUUGGCAGCACUGCCACCACCUUAUUAGGCAUUGCCAUGAUAGUUGAAUGGGUUUUACAUGGCCAAUACCACCCAGGAUACUUCUGGAUUCUCUACUAUGCUCCAUCUUUGAUUGCACUCCCCGUCCUUGUAUGGAUUAUAUGCAUCAUCUUUGCCAUUUUCUACACCAAUGAUCAAAGUCUGCAUACAUUACAAAUAUCUGAUCUCUCAAAGAAGCAAUCACAGACUGAGGUCCUGGAGCAAGUCCAGGCAUUGCAAGAUCAGCAAGCUGUGGAGGAAAAUGGAAUUGAUGAUUAUGAUCAGAGUCAGACCUCAUGCUUGAUCAAAAAGCCUCCAAGUUUGGGAUCAACUUCUCGGGCAAGAAAUGAUAUAGAUCAUAAGUUGGCUUUGAAAAGGACAAAUUCUGUGCAAUUGUAUCACACUCACACUGAUUACAGAGACAUUAGGCGUACGUUUAGUUUUCAACAAUGACAAAAUUAUUUUAGUUGCUUGAUGAAGUUUAUGUAGUUCUCUCUUAUCUCUUGUGGUUUAAUGUUCUAGUUUGAUAUAGGAUGACUGAACUGGAGGAAAAAAGAGCCAUACACUUCAAUUCCUCCUAUUUUGUUUUUACUGCUCUUGAUUAUGUUUUAUGGAACACAAUGGGCAUGAAUGGUUUGGAUAA